GCAGCCUGGGAGCAGAACGACAUGAACUUGUGCAACCCAACGGGACGUCCCUGCUAUUGUGAGAGCCGCUGAGCUGCCCGGCUUGUGUGCGUGGAUCCCAUGCUGUGAGAGCCCCAUGCGGAGUGUGAGGAGCCCGGAGAAGCGCUGCUGAUCAUUGUCUCUCUUCCCUUACACAUUGCGGCUGAGGAUAUGGCGCUGCUGUGCGUGCUGCUGCUGAUGGGCUCCCUGUUGGGGGGCUCCUGGGGUCGGCGGCUGAUCUGCUGGCAGGCAAUGAUGCGGUGCCAGGAGGAAGCGGAGUGCAGCUAUGCCUACAGACAGUAUAUAGAGGCGUGCUCUUCUGUUCUGGUCAGGCCGGGAGAGGCCACCUCUGCAUCAUCCCGGCGCCGGUGCCCCAGCCACUGCAUCUCUGCCCUCAUCCAGCUCAACCACACCAAGUGGGGACCGGCUCUGGAAGACUGCGACUGCGCCGUGGACGAGACCUGCAGGGCCACCAAGAGGGCGAUCGAACCGUGCAUGCCGAGGACCAGCACGGAUAGCGGAGGGACCGGCGCUUCCAACGGCCGAGCGGUGAUGGGCUGCAUGGAGGCGCGGAAGCUGUGCGAGGGGGACUGGCGCUGCGGCACUUCUCUCAGUCGCUACCUGACGCAGUGCGGCCGCCUCUUCAACGGGCUGCGUUGUACGGACGAGUGCAAAGAGGUGAUAGAGGACAUGAUGCGGGUGCCCAAGGCGCUGCUGCUCAGUGAGUGUGAGUGCGACGGGCAUGAGAGGCCCAUCUGUGAGUCUAUCAAGGAGAACAUGGCCCGCCUGUGCUUCGGCAUGGAUGUGGGCAACUCGGGGCCGGGGAGCAGCGGGAGGUCCGAAUAUGACUAUGAUGAGGAGUAUGAGGAGGAGGUGGGGACCAAAGUGGAAGGCUCCUAUGAGGAUUAUCAGCAGCCGUCUGGGAAGCCCGGAGAGCAGGACGGUUCCAUUAAGGGGUCGCCCAGUGGGGCACAGACUGCUGCAUGGACUGGCUGCUUGCUGCUGGGAGCCAUUGUGCUGGCACUGCCUGUGCUAUAGCCGGAGAGAUAUGGACACAAACUCACUUGAAGCACUGGGCCUCCAUCAAAAAGCCACUGGCCCCAUGGGACCCUUUACAAAAAAGAUACCAGGGGUCCUUUGGGGCUAAUCGAACAGUACUAAAUGUUUCCAGGACUCAGGAAUGAUGCUGCCCAGUAUAAUUAGAACCCCUAUGGAUGCCAUGGAGGAUAUUGCUGCAAAUGCCAGCCUUACAUUUUGUAGUUUUAUGCAGACAGUUGUUCCUAAUAACUGGACAUAUAGGUUAGGGUUCCUGAGUGCUUGGUGAUACCUUAAGAAUGUACUGCUUGUAUUCUACCAGGUGCUGCUGAACUACAACUCCUGAUCCUUACCUGCAUUUGGAGUUGAAGGGUCAGUAGGAGCUGUUGUUAAUCAACAGCUGGGGGGCUGCAGGUUGCACAUAUUCUGGCCUACUCUUUACUAGCACCUUUUGCUUUACUGUGCAGCAGCUGUGAUUUAUAUUAUAGCAAGAGUGGUGUCUGUGAGUGAGUGUGAGUGCUUCUAACUUCCCCCUGCUCAUUUAGGAAUUAUGGCAUAUCCACUCUAUUGGUCAUCUGGCUGUAUACUUUACCAAAGUGCACACCAGUUCUUGGGAAUUAAUAUGAGCAUCUACAUGAAAUGUGGAGCUGGCUAAUACUUUUGAGGACAAAUGUAGGUUUUAGUCAGUACUAUGCAGUUCUUCUUUGAAACCUUGAUCUAGCCGUAAGAAAUGCCUUUUCACUACCCUGUUUGCAUCAGUCUAACAAUAUCCAGGGCUACUAGCUGCUUAUUUGGCUUUUGUCAAGAUGACAAGAUGAGCCAACCAAAUAUGGUGCCAAAACCACUGCCUUACAAGUCCAAAUUUCCCAUUCUAAGAUGGAGUUAAUGGAUAUCCUUGCCUGCCUUAUUGAUUUUAUGUCCUUCAGCCAAUCAAAAGUAUAGGGCAAUUCUGUAAUAUAAAGUACAAUUUUUCUUUUUUUGAGAAUGUAGAUCAACAAUAUGUUUGACCCAGAAUUCCUUUUUUUUAUGUUGUUAUCCACAGUCAUGGGUCAUGGUCAAAGAGGUAACUUUGGGGCAAACAUUGUUCAGUGUUUAAUUGUGUUUGGCUGCAGACUUACCAGCUCAAUCCUGUUGAUUUUAGUGAUAUUUUGUUUCCAUUUAAAAUGCUGCAUUGUCCUUUCACUUUUUGGUGCGUAAAGGAAACUAGUUAAUAGUUGGGCUAAAGUGACAAACCCAUGAUUGGUAGGCACUCCACAGAACUUAGUGGAACACUAUUUUGUACUACAACUGCUCCUUUAUAGCCAGUUGAAAAAUCACAUUUGUGGUGUAAUAGUUUGCCCCUAUAUUGUGCCUUUAACCUUGAAACAUUUAUCUAGAUCACAUUUGUGUAAUUUUGUAUGAGAAAAGAGUUGUGGCCUUACUAGUUGAACUGUACUCUUUCUUUGCACCGGGUAUAUCUGCAUUCUUUUAAACCUUAGAUAAACCGAAGAGAACCUUGGGUUACACAGUUGUGCACUGCCAUUUAAGAAAGUUCAUUUUAUGAAUACCCUGUAAAUAAAAUAUACAGAAAAAUAAAUAUUGUUAAUAGGAGUAUCAAAGUGAUCCUUUCUGGUUACAGCAAGACCUAUAAAUAGUGUAUUUAAAUAUUGCCUUUGUAACUCAUGACUUUACAUCUGUACAUAUUUUUUUAUAUAAAUUGUAUUCUCUGAUGAAUAAUUUAUUUAUAAUAUAGAGAUGAAAUUUUAUGUGUUUGCAAACAAUUUCUUGACAGAAAAGGUACAUUAUAAAAAAAAAAA
Xenopus tropicalis (tropical clawed frog) is the source of this 2849-nucleotide messenger RNA. It is a transcript of the gene gas1, whose product is annotated as growth arrest specific 1. The record is from RefSeq and is marked provisional. Gene Ontology annotation, cellular component: plasma membrane. Lineage: Eukaryota; Metazoa; Chordata; Amphibia; Anura; Pipidae. Bases 190 to 1056 code for a protein of 288 amino acids. The transcript has a single exon. Gene Ontology annotation, biological process: regulation of cell cycle.